Neoarius graeffei (lesser salmon catfish) is the source of this 1129-nucleotide messenger RNA. RefSeq names its product deoxyribonuclease gamma-like. Gene Ontology annotation, cellular component: nucleus. Bases 33 to 890 code for a protein of 285 amino acids. The record is from RefSeq and is a predicted model, not a curated record. Gene Ontology annotation, biological process: DNA catabolic process. The transcript is spliced from 8 exons. NCBI's taxonomy places the organism in Eukaryota, Metazoa, Chordata, Actinopteri, Siluriformes, Ariidae. Gene Ontology annotation, molecular function: DNA nuclease activity.
AGUUCUCAUUUUGUGCAUCGUUUCUCACAGUAAUGAAGCUCGCUGUGUUUCUCCUGCUGAGCUUCGGAGGAGCGCUCAGCCUCAAACUAUGCUCCUUUAACAUCAGAUCCUUUGGAAGAAGAAAAAUUUCAAAACCUGAAGUACGGAAUGUGAUACUGGAGACCAUCACCCGCUGUGACCUCAUGCUCAUCAUGGAAAUCAAAGAUUCUAAGGGAGAAGUGUUUCCUCGGCUGAUGACUCACCUCAACAGGAAGUACAAUAGGCAGACGCCUGAAUACGACUACGUGAUCAGUAAGAGAUUGGGGCGAAAAUCAUACAAGGAGCAGUAUGGCUUUGUUUACAGGCAGAAGUUGGUGUCUGUGAAGUCGGUUUAUCAGUAUCCUGACUCACAGGCUGAAGACACUGAUGCCUUCGCUAGAGAACCUUAUGCUGUGUGGUUCUCAUCACCAACUACAGAAAUCAAGGAUUUUGUGAUCAUUCCCAUUCACACAACUCCAGAUGCAGCAGUUAAAGAAAUAGACGAGCUGUAUGAUGUUUACCAAAACAUCUCUCGACACUGGCAAUCGCAGAAUUACAUCAUCAUGGGGGACUUCAAUGCUGCCUGUGGCUAUGUCCCCAAGAGGGAAUGGCGCAACAUCCGCCUGCGCUCAGACAGCAGCUUCAGGUGGCUAACGGAUGAUAACCUAGACACUUCGGUGAGAGUGUCCACAGAAUGUGCUUAUGACAGGGUUGUUCUUCAUGGAAAGACCAUGAUCCAGGCUGUCAAACCAGAAUCAGUAGAAGUGUACGACUUCAAACAGGCAUUUGGACUCGCUGAAGAAGAGGCCUUGGCUGUGAGUGACCAUUUCCCUGUGUGCAUUACUGUAAAUGCAGCUCGGAAGAGAGGAUGAGAUUCUUUUCUGGAUCUUACAAAGCUUUUAUUUUUAAAAAAGGGGGAAAAAAACCCUGCUCUUUGCUUGCACUGUAGAGUAACUCAACUAAUCAGGCGUUACAUGAACAUUUAGGUCACAUGUUCAAGCAGUUUGUUCAUGAUGAAAAUUAAACCAUGCUUAAAGUAUCUUCUGCCUAAAGCUGCAUUGUGAUGUCCAUUACUGUAUAAGCGCUAUACAAAUAAAUUGACUCAACUUGA